Oikopleura dioica is the source of this 1368-nucleotide messenger RNA. NCBI's taxonomy places the organism in Eukaryota, Metazoa, Chordata, Appendicularia, Copelata, Oikopleuridae. The record is from the annotation of a GenBank genome assembly.
AUGUUGAAACUGAAAACAGUUGAGCAGUUUUCUCAAUUUCCUCUUGCAACUUCAGCGGAUCUCGAAGAAAGCCCAGCAUGGCGAGAGCAAAUGGAAGAAGUUGCUGCAGCCGAAAUCGAAGACGGUCUCGCUCUCGGCGAAUCGAAUGACUUUGAAGUGGAAACGGACAAAGAACUUGUCGAGUUUACCAAGAAAACGCACGGUAUGCAAGUUUACCACAAAAUUGUCAAAGUAUUGGAAGAAGAACUCGACCAACUAGGCGUUGAGCCUUUGGAAUCUCAAAUAAUUAUUGACGAAGAGCCAGAAAGCGAGCAGCAACGAAAUCGAGCCGAGUCUCUCACUGCUGAGCAGUACAGUGAUUUCAAAGCACUGACUCGGCAAGAUACCGUGGUGCCAGACCAGAUCGAAGAGCCAGAAACUCCUCGCGUCGAUGCUCCAUCCGACCCCUUCAAUUUUGAAUCCCAAUACGAAAAGCAAUUUGGAAAGGGCUUCGGAAAGUACAGUGAGUCUGAAGGCGAAGAAGAAGAAGAAGAAGAAGAAAAAUCAGAUUCAGAAAGCGCAUCAGAAGAGCAAAUUACAAAGAAGGAAGUUGAGCAAAUAAACAGAUUCCUGGACGAGGGACAAACCGUUUUCGACUUUGGAGAGUCCUUCAAGAACCCAGAAAUCCUUUGCUCGAUUCUAAAGAACAUAAAAACGUCACUCGAAUUAGAGCGGGGCCGGAAGAUCGUUGUCGAUCAAAAUGCGAGCGACCCUUUUGACAUUAUCAGCUCCCAUUUGGACGCACUUGGAGCCCAAGAAAGACACGAGCUGAAUCUUUUAACCACCCCGGAAGCUCUUUUCGGUGGUUUUGAAACGCAGAAUGUCAUGAUUUUACUGAUGCUCAAGGAAUUCUAUGAAAGUGAGCCAACUCCGAGGUCCAGCUUAACUAGGUCAUCAUCUCUAUCUCUUUCCUCCGAUGAAGAUACCAAAGCAGCUUAUGAUCAGCCAGACAGCUCCACUCCCAGCUCGAGAAUGUCCAGUGAAUUGGAUAGCGAGGCCAGUUCGAUGAAAGAGGAGGAUCCAAGCCCGCGAGGGCCCAGACCGGAAGGAAAAGAUGUCGAUUCACCGCGAGAACGUUCACCCACGCCGGACUCGUUGAAUUUUGAGGGUCAAGAGAGAGAAGCCUCUGCUACUGAUUUAGAAGUGAAAAACGAAGAAACCACGAACCAGACUGAUCUUGAUUCCCAUAAAAUAGAGGAUGAUAGCCUUAGAGGCCCUCGACCACAACCUCCCGUUAUCGAAGAAAAAGAAAAUUGCCCAGAUAGCCGCUCUAAACUAUUUAUUUUGUCGGCAAUUUUUUUCUUUGCACUUCAUUCUCCUUCUGAAUAA